AUGCAAAGAGAACAAUAGCUAAAAGAAUUAUUGAUAAAAAUUGAAUAAAAUAGCAAAUUCGAUUUAUGUAAACAAAAAGAGUUGGGAGUUUCUUUUUCUAAUUUAAAAGAGCUGCAAACUCUGAAAAUAGAAAUAGGAGAUCAUUGUGGUUUUGGGGUAGAUGGGUGCAAAAUUAUUUGCAAUAAUAUUAUGAAAGUUAAUCAUAUUAAAAAUUUAUAAUUGAUUAUUGGAAAUUCAAAUAAAAUGUAUUCAGAAGGCUGCUUUAUAAUUGGCGAAGCUCUUAAAACAAUGUCGCAUCUACAAGAGUUAGUUAUUAUUAUUCAUAGCUUUAAUAAUAUAACUGAUUAUGGAUGUAUUGGAUUGAAAAAUGGAAUUCAAUAUUUGAAAAAUUUGAAAGCACUCACUUUAAAAAUAUACAGUGAAAAUAAUAUUUAAACAGCUGGGUGUAUUUAUAUUAGUGAAAGCAUAAAAUCUUUAAGUAAUUUAUCCAAUCUUGUUCUUAAAAUAGGAGGACACAAUUAGCUUGAAUCGCUUGGUGUAAAGAAUAUUUGUGAAUGUGUUAGCUCAUUGUUUAAAUUAGAAAAUAUAACUAUGAAUAUCGGAGAUGGCAGCAUGUUAAGCAUGCAAACUAAAAUUUAAUUUAAUUUUUAGGAAUUAAGUAAAUUACUUCAUCUUCGAAUUCAUAUUGGAAAUUUUAAUUCUUUUGGAAAGCACGCAUGUAAAUCUUUAGGCAAAGGAUUUGUAUUUACAAAUUAGCUUGAAACUUUCGAUUUAAAAGUAGGAUGCUUUAAUGAUAUAGGCUAGAAAGGCUGCGACUAUUUAGCUUAAGGGUUAAAAUAAUUAAAAAGUUUGAUCCAUCUUUCAAUUGAAUUUUCACCAUAAAAUAACAUAACAUAUAAUAAUAUAUCUUAGUUAGGAGAGGCUAUUUCUAAAUUAACUAAAUUAAAAUAACUUUUAGUUCAUUUUGGAGACUGCUUGGAUUUGGAUUCAUUUCGGGAUUUAGUGCAGGGUAUUAGCUGCUUGGCAGAUCUUAACUCUUUAGUUGUUAGAAUUACUUAAUUAUUUGAUGAAAAUGAGCAUGAUAAAGAUUAAGGCCAAGUAAAUAAUCGUUUCGAUAAUCAGAUUGUCAAUAUUGCUAGGUCAGGUUUCUGCUAAUUAAAGAAUCUGGAAAAUUUUAAUUUAUUUAUUCCUAUAGUUUCUAGUGUAAGUUUGAUAAAUUUAAUAAAUGAUCUUUAGUAGCUCAAAGAAAAUAAGUUUGGAAUGUACUAAUUAGAUAAAUUCAGGUUUUAAAGACAAGAAAAACAUGUAAGAAAGCUGAGUAUAGGUACAGCUAAUUAUGUGGAAAUAAGGGAUCAUGGACUAGAGUUACUGCUAAAUAGUAUUGGAGAAUUUUAGAAGCUAAAUAUUUUAAGUAUAUCUAUAGGAAGUCAGAGUUACAUUACAACAAAUGGAAUUAAAAGUUUGUGUGAUAAAGUUAAAAAUUUGUAAAAUUUAAUUUGUUUUAAAGUAGAAAUAAAACCUUCAAACCACAUAGGCGUGGAUGCUAUUCUAGAUAUUUCAGAAAGUAUCUCUAAUCUAAAACAGUUAAUUCAGCUAAAACUUUAAGUAGAACUUCAAGAAAUUUUAGUAAACGACCCAUAAAUGGAAAAGUAUGAUUUAGAUUGUACUAUAUCUCAAAUAAAUAAAAAAAUAACAUAAUUACCUAAACUAACACAAUUAUAUAUUCACCUUGGAAAUCAUCUUAUCAAUAAAUCUAAAUUAUUUUCUUUUAGAAAAAGUAAAAGAUUGGUAUUGUAUUCUUGA
Molecule: messenger RNA, 1803 nt
Organism: Tetrahymena thermophila SB210
Lineage: Eukaryota; Ciliophora; Oligohymenophorea; Hymenostomatida; Tetrahymenidae
Exons: 1
Biological process (GO): nucleocytoplasmic transport; activation of GTPase activity
Cellular component (GO): nucleus; cytosol; perinuclear region of cytoplasm
Molecular function (GO): GTPase activator activity; small GTPase binding
Source: RefSeq, a predicted model, not a curated record